Messenger RNA from Dermochelys coriacea (leatherback sea turtle), 447 nucleotides. Its product is annotated as lysozyme C, milk isozyme-like. NCBI's taxonomy places the organism in Eukaryota, Metazoa, Chordata, Testudines, Dermochelyidae. Gene Ontology annotation, cellular component: sperm flagellum; acrosomal vesicle. Gene Ontology annotation, molecular function: lysozyme activity. Gene Ontology annotation, biological process: fusion of sperm to egg plasma membrane involved in single fertilization. The transcript is spliced from 4 exons. Bases 4 to 447 code for a protein of 147 amino acids. The record is from RefSeq and is a predicted model, not a curated record.
GGGAUGGGGGUCCUGGGGCUGGUGACCCUGCUGGCCUGCUUGAGCGCGGGGGGCUGGGGGAAGAUCUUCACCCGCUGCGAGCUGGCACAGGAGCUGCAGGAGAACGGGAUGGACGGAUACGAGGGCUACAGCUUGGCCAACUGGGUCUGCCUGGCGUUCUACGAGAGUGGCUUCGACACGGCGGCCGUGGGGGCCAAUGCGGAUGGCAGCACCGACUACGGCAUCUUCCAGAUCAACAGUGGCUGGUGGUGCCAGGAUGCCCAGAGCCCGUCAGAGAACCUGUGCCAUGUGCGCUGCCAGGAUUUACUGAACCCUGACAUCAAGGACGACAUCAACUGUGCGAAGAGAGUGGUGCAGGAUCCUCAGGGCAUGGAGGCUUGGGACGACUGGAAGAACCACUGUGAAAAGCAGGAUCUGACCGAGUGGGUUGAGAGUUGUAAUCUGUGA